CAGCACCCCAACACGAAUAUCUGUACAUCAUGGCCUCGCGCGCCCGUACUUCAUCGUUCUCGACGCAACGCAUUGCGACUGCGUACAAUGGACGCGGCAAGAAGUCCACAACUUGUGUGAAUGCCACCCCGACCACAAAGCAAAUGGCUGUGAUAAACUGGGAGAAUGUGCUCAUUCCGAUGGACUGGCUGUCCGUCUAUCUGGGUCUUGGCACCUCACACGCAGCGGUCAAGACAGCCGUCGUUCGGUGUCAGAGCUCGCCAGAGUUGAUACAGUCGCUAGCGGCGAUCGAAACCCGGAUCAUGGAGCUGCUGACGGAAUCCAUGCGACUCGUGGGUGGGCCUGUGUUCAUCGUCAGCGAGUACCCUACAAUUUACGUAGAGCUAGUGUGUAGCCUCUUCUUCCCGCGGCUCACGGCGGCUUUACGCAAUGCUACGAGUGGCAUCUACGUCGUUGGCACACCCGACACGCAGCUGAGCACCCAGGAGAUGAAACAAUGGAAGGUCAACUUGCUGCACACCGCGAUUCAUGAGCAUUUGUUUACCGGAAUGAGUGGUGAAGCUACCUUAAACUUGCUUGCGCGCUCUGUGACUGGAAGAAUCAAGGUGGUGGCCCUCUGCUCCAGCGAUGCCGACGUAGUGGCAAUUUCGGCAAUCCACUUGAUGGCGCCGAAUGCUGUCGUUAAACACAUUAAAACGCAAGGUGUGAGACCUGCGUUUUCCCGCUCGCCUCAAACGCCAGUGUCACUGGAUGAUUUUUAUGCUCAGCUGCAGAGGCUUAUGCAGUUCGUCAGACAAAGUGCGAGUUAAUCUACGCGCUCAGGGUGCAACAUUAAGUAGGUUAUCGUCAACAACUCACUACAACUAUUCUCGUUUGCUAAUACACUGUUACAGAGUGCUUUUAUUUCCCGGU
Messenger RNA from Phytophthora nicotianae INRA-310, 912 nucleotides. RefSeq lists its product as hypothetical. Lineage: Eukaryota; Oomycota; Peronosporomycetes; Peronosporales; Peronosporaceae. The record is from RefSeq and is a predicted model, not a curated record. The transcript has a single exon. The coding region runs from base 30 to 809 and encodes 259 amino acids.